Molecule: messenger RNA, 1602 nt
Organism: Metarhizium brunneum ARSEF 3297
Lineage: Eukaryota; Fungi; Ascomycota; Sordariomycetes; Hypocreales; Clavicipitaceae
Gene: cct4
Product: T-complex protein 1 subunit delta
Biological process (GO): protein folding
Cellular component (GO): chaperonin-containing T-complex
Molecular function (GO): ATP binding; ATP hydrolysis activity; ATP-dependent protein folding chaperone
Source: RefSeq, a predicted model, not a curated record
AUGUCAGCACCCGCGGUUUCUGCUGGGCAGUCUCAGAAUGCCACUUUUAGAGACAAGGAGAAGCCUAUGGCUGUGCGGUCGUCCAACAUUGUCGCCGCCAGAGCUGUCGCUGAUGCUAUUCGAACUUCCCUCGGCCCUCGAGGUAUGGACAAGAUGAUCCGAAGCGGAAAGGGCGAGACAAUCAUUACAAACGAUGGACACACUAUGCUGAAGAGCAUGUCGGUUAUGCACCCUACCGCCAAGAUGCUGGUGAACCUCGCUGGCGCUCAAGACGUCGAAGCUGGCGAUGGCACAACCUCUGUCGUUGUCAUCUGCGGUAGCUUGCUUGGUGCUGCAGACCGACUCCUGUCAAAAGGCAUCCAUCCCUCGGUCAUCUCAGAGUCCUUCCAGCGUGCAUCAGCUGCCGCCGUGGAAGUACUUCAUGAUAUGUCCCAACCGAUUACCCUUAACGAUACCUCUGCUCUUCUGCAGGCUGCCAACACCUCACUGUCGUCCAAGAUUGUUUCACAAUACUCGAACCUGCUUGGCCCGAUGGCUGUUAACUCCGUGACAAAGGUGAUCGAUGUCAAGACAGCCGAUAACGUUGAUUUGAGAAACAUUCGAAUUGUCAAGAAGGUUGGAGGCACUAUCGAGGAUAGCGAGCUUGUUCCUGGUCUGGUCCUUAACCAGCCAGUUCUAAAGAACGCCGGCGGCCCCAUCAGAAUGGAGAAGGCACGCAUCGGCCUUAUUCAGUUCCAGCUCAGCCCGCCCAAGCCAGACAUGGAAAACACGAUCCAGGUCAACGACUACAGACAAAUGGAUAAGAUUGUCAAGGAGGAGCGUCUGUACCUCCUCAACAUAGCUAAGAAGAUAAAAAAGGCCAAGUGCAACGUUCUUCUUAUCCAGAAAUCGAUUCUGCGCGACGCUGUCAACGACUUGUCGCUACAUUUCUUGGCCAAGCUGGGAAUUCUUGCCAUCAAGGAUAUUGAGCGAGACGAAGUGGAGUUCAUUUGCAAAUCAACUGGCUGCAAGCCUGUUGCGGACAUUGAUUCUUUCACUGAGGAUAAGCUGGGAUAUGCUGAACUAGUCGAGGAAGCGGAAUCUUCAGGCUCACGCAUGGUCAAGGUCACCGGUGCCAAGGCUACCGGAAAGACUGUCUCCAUCGUUGUCAGAGGAGCCAACUCGCUGAUUUUGGAGGAGGCGGAGCGAAGUUUGCACGAUGCUCUCUGCGUUAUGCGCUGCUUGGUUAAGAAGAAGGCCCUCAUCGCUGGUGGAGGUGCUGCCGAAAUUGAGAUAGCCGCCCAGCUGUCCAAGCAAGCUCGUAGCUUGACGGGCACUGAGGCCAUCUGUUGGAAGGCAUUUGCAGAUGCUAUGGAGGUUGUUCCUACCACUCUGGCCGAAAAUGCUGGGCUGAACAGUAUCAAGGUUGUCACGGACUUGAGACACCGACAUGAGAUGGGAGAGAAGAAUGCUGGAGUCAGCAUCAAGUCUGGCGGUGUCAACACAAACAUCUCCAAGGAGAAUGUCUUGCAGCCGCUGCUCGUGAGUACGAGUGCUAUCGAGCUAGCUGCUGAGACGGUGAAGAUGAUUCUGAGAAUAGACGACAUUGCCUUGACGCGAUAA